UCUAUUGAAAAUGUUACGAAAACUUUAUUUAUUAUUUCUUAUUUAUUUCGAACUUAGUUUGUGCUACGAUUAUGAUAGUGAUGCAGGGUAUAGACGGAAGAAACCAAGAUUAGCAAAAAAUAUUAACAGGCAACAAGUGGGCAGGGAUUAUUAUAACUCUUUUCGAAGAUACCAAAAUGCUUUUGAAGACGUAGCGCCGGGUGAGGACCGCGGGGCGCUGGCGGGGCUCGACUCUGUCAACUUGGUACAGAAGCCAGAGGACGUUUCAUCCAUUGAUUCCCUUUAUCUGCACAAACGGAAACUGAAACAAUCAAACCACUAUGAUCCUCAAAAAAACAUGGUGAAUAAUGACUACAUUAACGACUAUGCACGAAAUGAAAUACCAAGAAAAAACACGAUGAGAAGAGAUAGUCUGGCUUCAAUGUCUUCCGACACUGAAAAAGAUGAGUCAUACGUUCAGCAAGCGAAAAAAAGACAAAAAGAGCACCACGCAACGGUAGAACUUCCUGUUGAAGAAAAAUAUGCUAAAUCUAUGCGGUCCAGAUUUCAAUUUCCGUUCUUCUCCCAUAGUAUAUAUUUGAAUAGAACAGAAGACAAACCUAUGAAGAAAAAACCCACUAAACGAAAAAUUUACUUCCGAAUCGAAGAUCCAUCCUCACCUCAAGAUGCACCCACUCCUACAGAAAGCGGACUAAAUGCUACUGCUGCAAUAGUUGACAGCCCAGAGUACUUAAAUAAAGAAUUAAGGAAAAGAUCUUAUGCGGAAAAAUUAUGCCCUACGUGCCUUAAAAAGUACUUGAAUGCGAAAGACCGUUCUAAACGCUCUGACGAGACAAUUCACAAUAGCAGACAUUUUUUUCAACUAAACAAUGAAUUGGGAAAUGUUACGGAGACAGUAUCGAAUAGCUCUACUACAGACGAUAAACAUCCUGAUGGAAAGGCUGCUGAUGCUGAACGAAUAGACUCAAAAGUUGCCGAAAAUUUAAAUGGAAUCAAGAAUGAAAAGUUGGAGAAAACCAAACGAGACUUGACAGAUUUACUUAAUUCAAUCCAAUUAGUACAACUGAAAUUCAACAAUGAUAAACAAAUUAGAGAAGCUAAUGAAAUAAAACGUCAUAUUGAUAGUGUUACAGUUGCCGAUUUAAUUGGAGACAAAGAUGAACUGCUAUCUAAAAACUCUGAUGAUACAAAAAAUCAAAAUUAUGUUACAAUGACUGACUUGAAAAAAGGAAGAAAAAGAAAACGUUCUCUCGCUGCUAUAAAGCAAAGACUUUUUGAUGAACUUAAUGUGGUUCAGUCUAGAGUCGAAGAGGCUAGUAUAGUUGAAGGACAAAACAAUACUGAAGAACAUGAUAAUAAUAAGAGUAGAAUGAAAAGGCAUGGCGCUCAAAUGUCAAAUGCUGAACAAAUAAAUAGAAAUAAGGAAGAAAAAACAAUACAUAAAAAUACAAAUAGUGGGAAUAUCAGGAAACGUAGAUUUGAUUCAGAAUCUGAUAAAUUGAGUCAAGCUGAUUUAGAUGUACCUGUAGAGCAGUCCAAUGACUGUGUUCUUUUACCUCAUCAAUCUAUGCAGGGUUGAUGUCGCAUUAAUGAAGUGCCUAUAACAUAUAAUAAUAAUAAUAAUAUUUAAGAAUUGUAGUUUACAUGGUUUGUUGAUUAAUCUUAUUUUAGAGUAAACAUUAUUAUUAAAA
Molecule: messenger RNA, 1691 nt
Organism: Plutella xylostella (diamondback moth)
Lineage: Eukaryota; Metazoa; Arthropoda; Insecta; Lepidoptera; Plutellidae
Source: RefSeq, a predicted model, not a curated record